This is a messenger RNA of Periophthalmus magnuspinnatus, 4037 nucleotides long. RefSeq names its product protein O-linked mannose N-acetylglucosaminyltransferase 2 (beta 1,4-) (gene pomgnt2). Gene Ontology annotation, biological process: protein O-linked glycosylation via mannose. Gene Ontology annotation, molecular function: protein O-acetylglucosaminyltransferase activity; protein binding. The coding region runs from base 393 to 2186 and encodes 597 amino acids. Gene Ontology annotation, cellular component: endoplasmic reticulum. NCBI's taxonomy places the organism in Eukaryota, Metazoa, Chordata, Actinopteri, Gobiiformes, Gobiidae. The transcript has 2 exons. The record is from RefSeq and is a predicted model, not a curated record.
AGGUGGAGCCUAAGCGCAGCCGAGUGAAGUCGCUUUCCAAGCAGCUGCUCUCUCUCUGCUUCUCUGACUGCUAGGCUAGCUGUAAACAACGCCAAAAGCCGCUGUUACGAGGAGCAACAUUUAAUGAGUGAACACGAGGUUAUUUCUGCGGAAAGAGUCCACUUCAAUCGGAAAAAUCUUUCUUUUUUCCCCUCUAGAUGUCUUCACCUCCCUGCUCAGAUCGUCGGGCAAUGAAUGGGACUGAUGCUGCCUAAAUGAGCUAACCUGUCAUCGGAUCGCUCAGAAAAGACACGUUUUGAUUGAAGUCCCACUGGUUGGCGGAUGUCUCGCUCCCUUCCUCUUCGGGUGGAGCCUGGUUGGAGACAGGAGGUGGGCCCUGUGCAGCUGCUGUGAUGAGGGCUUCAGUGGCCGGGUGCAGGAUGACCCUCGGCACCCUCCUCAACGGGCUGCUGGUGUCUGUGGUCGCCGCCCUGCUUUGGAAAUACUCCAAACUCAGUGAGCAUGCUGCUUUAUUGGAGGAUGAACUCCACAUGACCAGGCAAUCCCAAGAGUUGUCCCAAGCACGAAUAGACUACCAUGUCGCCCUUGAGUCUUUGCAACAACAUGGGACACAGAUGGUUUGUACUGGGAAGAUGCACACAGAUCGCAUAUGCAGGUUUGACUACCUCUGUUACUGCUCGGACGCGGAGGAGUUUGUCUUUUUCCACUCAAAUUCGUCAGUAAUGUUGCCCAAUUUAGGAUCUAGACGCUUUCAACCCGCCUUGUUGGACUUGUCAUCAGUAGAAGAUCACAACACACAAUAUUUUAACUUUUUAGAGCUACCAGUCGCAGCAUUGAAAUUGAUGCCCAAGCCAGUAUUUGUGCCUGAUGUGACUCUUAUCUUAAACCGUUUCAAUCCUGAUAAUUUAAUGCACGUUUUCCAUGAUGACCUUUUGCCUGCUUACUACACCAUGAAGCAGUAUUCGGACCUGGAUGACGAAGCUAGGCUAGUUUUCAUGGAAGGGUGGAGUGAGGGACCACAUUUUGAUUUAUACAGACUUCUUAGCAGCAAGCAGCCUCUAUUGAAAGAACAAUUGAAGAACUUUGGCAAGCUUAUGUGUUUUACAAAAUCGUAUGUUGGCUUGUCAAAAAUGACCACAUGGUACCAAUAUGGUUUUGUGCAGCCGCAAGGACCUAAAGCCAACAUUCUGGUAUCAGGAAAUGAAAUUCGGCAGUUUUCUAAAGCUUUGAUGGACAAAAUGAACAUUUCAAGACCACAAGAAUCUGAUGCUAGCGCUGAAGAUGAUAAGGACAAAAAGGAGGAUUACAUUGUCGUUUUUAGCCGUUCGACAACACGGCUAAUUUUGAAUGAAGCAGAAUUGAUCAUGGCACUUGCACAAGAAUUUCAAAUGCGAGUGGUCACAGUGUCCCUGGAGGACCAGUCUUAUCCUAGCAUAAUUCAAGUCAUAAGUGGGGCUUACAUGUUGGUUAGCAUGCAUGGAGCACAGUUAAUAACAUCACUGUUUUUACCAAGAGGUGCUGUAGUGGUUGAGUUGUUCCCGUUCGCAGUCAAUCCAGAACAAUACACCCCUUACAAGACAUUGGCAUCUUUACCUGGUAUGGACUUGCACUACAUUUCGUGGAGAAACAGCAUUGAAGAAAACACUAUUACACAUCCAGAUAGACCGUGGGAGCAAGGAGGCAUCAGUCACUUGGAAAAAGUUGAACAGGAAAGGAUACAAGCCAGCAAAGAUGUUCCGAGACACUUGUGUUGUCGGAAUCCUGAAUGGCUUUUUCGAAUCUACCAGGACACCUUGGUGGAUAUACCCUCAUUUUUGGACACACUCAAGGAAGGUAUGAAAACAAAACCCAUAUUAAAGAAGUCAAAAACAGCAACUUUGGUACACCCAGGAAGAGUUAGAGAGCCUCAAUGUCAGACUUCGGUUCAAACAUCAAAUGAGGCCAAACUCACAGUCUCUUGGCAAAUACCGUGGAAUUUAAAGUUUUUGAAAGUACGAGAAGUGAAAUAUGAAGUUUGGAUACAAGAGCAGGGAGAAAAUACCUACAUGCCUUACAUCCUUCCACAGCAAAACUAUACCUUUUCAGAAAAUAUCAAACCAUUCACAACUUACCUGGUUUGGGUUCGGUGUAUCUUCAACAAAACUCUACUAGGACCUUUUGCAGAUGUGCUCAUGUGUAGGACCUAGUCUGUAACGUACAACUGGAAACCUCAUUUUUGUUACUUUGUUCAGUGACUUUUCCACAGGGUCUAGACCGUUUCUCAAGAAGGCAAACUUCUUCAAAUAAGGGAAUGACACUACUAGAGUUUAAGCAGAUCUAUUUAUGUGCGAAAUGAAAUUGUUUUUAGUGGUAGACGACACUGAUUCCUAAACUUUUACAGUAUGCAAUGUAGCUUUUUUGUCAAUGGUAAGAAAGAUUUUAAAAUAGAUUUUGUACGUUUUUUGACUUGUGUUUGACUGUUUGAUUGACUGUUGUGGUUAAUUUCAUCAGAGUCCAGCCAAAACCAAAGUACCUUUUUGAGUUCUGCCAAUCAUGUUCCAUGCCAUAUCGCUUUACUUUGGUGUGUAGACCUAUUAUAGACCUAUUAUUAUUGAUAUAUAGUAAUUUAGCUACUCCACCAUACCACCUAAUGACACCAUGCAGUAGAACCUAUUGUCACGACACUAAAAUUCCCAACUAUAUUUUAACACUAAGUAACAGAACUCGGUAUUGAUUUUCAACAUCCUUUGAUCUAGUUUUGAUAAAGCUCAAAAUAAUUCUAAAAUUGUUCAGGAAUGGUUACUUUUUUGUACCUUCUCAGAUGCAUAUACUAGUUUAAGUAAUAGUAAGUGAUAAAUGAUUUGAGAUGCUACCCUAGUAGGAUCACAUGUAUGAAAUAAAUAUGUAUGUACUCAUAUAUUCGUGUGAAUGAAACAAAAAUCUAGGCAUGUUUGGAAGAGAAAUCAUUACAAAACGUCAAAAAUUCUGGAACUUGUCUUGAAUUGGCCCAAAACUGAACACAGUCCCGUCUGUCAGAAAUACACCGUCCCUAGCAUAGACAGUAAAAUCUAAAAUUUGUAAGGGUCACAUUGUGUACUUGUGUCCAUUGUUAGUUCUUUGCUUCCUCGUCCUCCAUUUUACUCAGUUUGUUAUCUACAGCGACACUGCUAAUUAUUGUGUGCUGUGCUUGUCCUGCCCAGUCAAAACAAAUCUGCUUUUCUGCACAAAUUAUUUAUUUAACUUAUUCUAAUUGCCACUAAUUAAAACACUUACAUAAUUAUAAUUUCAUGAAAGGCAAAGAAGCUGAGGCAGUUUCACUUGGCUGUAAUUAGCGUUGCAGAUUUCUGUUCCUACGAGCUUUAGUUGGCUUUCUUUACAUUUGGGUUUUGUGUUAUGGCUGAAUAACAUUUUAAUUAUAUAGUAAACUCAAACAUUGCCUCUCAGCAAAGUUUUACAUUAAGCUUUCCAAAUUGUUCUUUCUUUCCUGUUUUAUUAGCAACACUGGAAUGAAUGUGAGAAUGAAAUGAAGUGACAUUGAAGGUGCAGGUGUUUUCGACUGGUCAAUCCAAAGGCGAAAUUUUUAUUUUGCGGUCUGAUAAUGAACUCUGUAUCUGCAUUUGAAAUAGUUUUUAUUCCAGAUGCUUUUCCUAACACAAUCCUACAUUUAUCCUGCUUUGUGAUAGCGGAGGAUCUGCCUCUAACCCUUUGUGACUAGAACUGUUGAAGCAUAAAUUUUGUUUACGCGGCAGAAAAUCUAUUUAUCAGUCAUUUUGUUUUUGCUGCUCUGUUUUUAACCAUAGCCAUUUUUAAUUGUUGCUUGACAUGCUGUUAUUCUGAAUGCACAUUGAAGAGAUUAUUAUUGUUAUUUUGGUCCAUGUUGAGACUGUGAUGUGACUUAGCUGUGUAUUUGAUGAAUUGUCGGUUAGAUUUUCUGCUGUCAGUCACAUAGAGCAGAUGAACUCUAUGUUUUGAAUGAGAGAAUGUAAGUUUGUGUUUUUUAGUGAGUAGUGAGGAGUUUGCUUUUUCAUUGACUGUGAUUGAAUAAAGAGUAUUUCUUA